CAGGCGAAGCGGGGGAUUGUGAACAGACCAACAAGCCUGGAAAACCGCAGCGGACUACAACAGAAUUGUCCAUACUGAAUUAGAAGGAAAAACUUCCUCUGCAACCAUCUUUCGUGCUCAUAAAGAAACGCCAUUUAAGUUUUACAAGUCCAGCAGUUCCCUGGUCAGACAUGAAGAGCCCUCAAGGCCUGGAUCGCUGAGCAGCUGAGGUCGGCGCUAAAAACACUUGUCCUGGCAGCCAUGGCGGAUAGAGACGGGCUCGCUAUUGCCCCGGGACAAAUCUACGUCGAGGUGGAAUAUGAUUAUGAGUACAAGGCCAAAGACAAGAUGGUCACCAUCCGGCAAGGGGAGUGCUAUAUCCUAGUGAAGAAAACCAAUGAGGACUGGUGGCAGGUACGGAAGGACGAGGGCACGAAGGCUUUCUACGUGCCCGCCCAGUAUGUCCGAGAGGUGCGGCGGCCCCUGAUGCCCCCCCAAAAGCCACCCUCGAGGGCCAAACCUACCGUUUUGGAUAUCUGUCUGCCAUCAAAUGAGAACCUUAACCGGCCGCAGCCAGAGAUGUCCAGCUUUGGGCGUCCGUCGCCUUCCUCCACGCCGUCACCUUCCUCAGACCGGGUCACGCCGCCAGCCCUGCCCAAGGAUACUAACCAAAAUUUGGAGAGCCCCCAUAAUUGCAAGGUGGUGGCCGAACUGGUGCUCCUUCACAACAACAACAAUAAUCAGCAUCUGGCCAAUAAGUCGACUCCGCCACAGACGGGAGCUGACUCUCCUCCGAUGAAAGAGGAGGACAACCAGAGCAGAAGUUCAGACAGUGACAAGAUGUCCCCGCAAUGUGACCUACCAGGAAAUGGGCUCGGCAAGCUCCGCAACGACUCGGAAUCGGGCGAUGAGCUCAGUAGCAGCUCAGCAGAGCACAUGCAGGCUACAUCGCCUACGGGUCCGGGCAGGUCCGACUCACCGGUCUACACCAACCUCCAGGAGCUUAAGAUUUCCCUGUCCAGCCUUCCGCCCGUGCCCUCCGCCUCGCCUCUCCACAUCCACGGUGACUGGGAGACACACAAAGACCUGAGUGGCAGGCAUUUCUACUAUAACCGAGCCACGGGGGAGCGCACGUGGAAACCGCCACGCACCCGGGACACCAGCAGCAGCAACAGCAGCUUCCGGGGAGAAAGCCAAGCCUCGGCGGAGAGUGAGCUGGAAAACUGUCUCAGCACCCAUUCCAGUGUGUCUGACAGCCAGUACGGGUCGCCCCCUCGAGGCUGGUCUGAAGAGCUGGACGAGCAUGGGCACACCCUUUACGUCUCCGAAUACACACAAGAGAAGUGGAUAAAACACAUUGAUGAGCAAGGCCGACCUUACUACUACAAUGCUGACGGAUCCAGGUCUGAAUGGGAACUACCCAAGUACAACAUGUCCCCUCAGUCCGGUGAGGCCCCCAAGAGUCGGAGCUUGGAGAGGAAGCAGCCGGACCCAAUUAUCAUCACCAAGUGGAGGCACAGCACUUACGUCCUUGAUCUCAACGACAAGGAGUGUGCUUCGGCGCCCAAGCUGAGCUCUCCCGACUCUGACUCGUGCCCAUCAUCUCCUAAGCACCCCUCGACUCCAUCAGAAAAAUGUGGAGUCCUAAAUGUCACCAAAAUCACAGAGAAUGGAAAAAAAGUCAGGAAGAACUGGGCAUCCUCGUGGACGGUGUUACAGGGUUCCUCCCUCCUCUUUGCAAAGGGUCAAGGUGGAAGCACAAGCUGGUCUUAUUACCGCAAUGGCUCCAUCCCCGAGCUGCUCCUCACUCUUCUUAGCAACUGGAAGCAAUCUGUCAAGCCCCGUCCUGCUGUCUCCUAUGUAAAAAAGUUUGGCAGCAACCAGUCCAAGCCGGAGUUUUCCGUCGAUUUACGCGGUGCGUCCGUGGAAUGGGCCUCCAAGGACAAGUCCAGCAAGAAGCAUGUCAUUGAGCUGAAAACACGUCAGGGGACAGAACUGCUGAUCCAGUCUGAGAUUGACAGCGUCAUCAACGACUGGUACCGGGCCCUGACCGAGGCCAUUAACACACAUGUGUGGGAGUCGGAUGAGGCCAUCGAAGACGAUAUGCCGGACUCUCCGGGAGCUGAGAAACAGGACAAAGAGAAAGACUCAAAGAAGAACAGAGUUGUGAUGAAGACCUCUAUCAGUAUGGACUCAUCGGACCAGAAAAAAACUCGGGUAAAGCUCAAGAAGUUCUUGACACGCCGACCUACCUACCAGGCGGUCAAAGACAAAGGCUACAUUAAAGAUCAGGUUUUUGGCUGCAGUUUGAGCAACCUGUGCCAGCGGGAGAACACAUCCGUGCCCAAAUUUGUUAAAAUGUGCAUUGACCAUGUGGAGAAAACAGGUCUCAGUACUGAUGGCUUGUAUCGAGUCAGCGGGAACCUGGCGGUGAUACAGAAGCUCCGUUUUGCUGUCAACCAUGACGAGAAGGUGGAACUAGAUGACAUCAAGUGGGAGGACAUCCACGUCACGACAGGAGCACUCAAAAUGUUCUUCCGGGAACUUCCAGAACCUCUAUUCACUUAUGGAUCCUUCAAUGAUUUCCUUAAUGCAAUUAAAUGCUCUGACUACAAGCAGAGAGUGAACUCAAUCAUAGACUUGAUAAAGAAGUUGCCAAAACCUAACCACGACACAAUGCAAGUUCUCUUCAAACACUUGCGCAGGGUGAUAGACCACGGCGAAGCCAACCGCAUGACCACCCAGAGCGUGGCCAUCGUUUUCGGACCCACGCUCCUCCGGCCCGAGACGGAGACGGGCAACAUCGCCGUCCACAUGGUCUACCAGAACCAGAUUGUGGAGCUCAUACUGCUGGAGUACGAAAGUAUUUUUGGCAGGUAGAUAGAAAUGGCCGCCAUUAUUAUUAUUUUUUUAUUGACUGAACUCAGUGUUGCUGGGAAAUCCGACUCCCCGUUUUCAUGAGCGUUUACACAAGCAUUACCAGGCAUUGCACUUAUAAGUUGGGGAGAUCCAUUUAAUUUGAAAGGCAACAGGCCUCUCACCUUUUCAGAUGGACGAUAACCUUUCAGAUGACCUCGUGAUUUGAAUAUUCAGGGUCGAUAGUUUUGUUGUUGUUUUUGGUGCCGCAGUCACUGAUUCCGAUGAAACCUCCUUGUGUAGGAGAGCGUUAAUGGAUGCUGCUCCAGUGGCGUGCGUUGAAGGCAGACUCGCACCUCGUAAUGUUGCCUGAACUGUGUUGGUCUUCUGUGUUGUGGCGCUUCGGUCGUGACGCCAGUUAUGCCAUAAAUCGAGUUUUUCUUUGUCGUUGUCUUGUUGUUUGUUUUUUGCACUUGGAUAAACUGGAGCAGUGUUUCACAUUGUGCCCCAUGAUCCCGCCCCCACCUCACCCACUAAGUGUUAACCAGAUGGAGAGCUAAAACAGUAUUUGUCGAUGGGAGUGAAUUAAAACCUGCACAGAAGCAUCUUUCGUCUUGCCACUUUGUAGAGAAAUGUGUCGUGUCGUCAUGUCAACGUGCUUCGGUGAAGUCUACGCGCUCUGUGCUCCUUUUACAAACCCAAAUCUGACGAUUUGGUUUGUCCAACUCCGAGGUACUGCGGUCGUUUUUUUGAACCACAAUUUACGAUUUUGCGUCGUAGGGGUGCCGAACCUACGCUAAGCUAAUGAUGAAGUAUUCCGACAAGGGCGAAUAUAGCAAGAGUGCUCGUUGUUACAAGGUGUUCCGGGAUUGGUGUGUACAGUUGAUUUUCCAGUUUGUACAUUUGAAUUCAAAGAUGACAGAAUGCAGAUUGUGAAAAAGAGAAGAAGAAGAAAAAAAAAUAAAGACUGUUCCUUCUGUUCCUGCAGUGUUUACAUGUGAUCAGCUGCACAUUUGAAUGUAAUUUUUCAAGCUAACUGCUGUUUGUGAAAUUGCUCUGUUUAAUAAAAAAGAAAAAUCAAACAAGAA
Syngnathus typhle (broad-nosed pipefish) is the source of this 3923-nucleotide messenger RNA. RefSeq names its product Rho GTPase activating protein 12b (gene arhgap12b). Lineage: Eukaryota; Metazoa; Chordata; Actinopteri; Syngnathiformes; Syngnathidae. The coding region runs from base 241 to 2859 and encodes 872 amino acids. Gene Ontology annotation, cellular component: cytoplasm. Gene Ontology annotation, biological process: signal transduction; regulation of GTPase activity. The record is from RefSeq and is a predicted model, not a curated record. The transcript is spliced from 19 exons. Gene Ontology annotation, molecular function: protein binding.